GGCGGCGGGCGGCGGCGGCGGCGGCCGCCUCAACUUCCCCCAGAGUUUCCACAGGGAUCCCGAGGGGGGUGAGGGGAGCCGACGACCACAGGGAGCCCCUUCUUCCCGCCCUUCCCUUUCCUUUCUUCCCCUCCCCUCGGACGGCAUGUCCGGGAGCGGCCCCCCUGGCCCGGCCGGUCCUUCCCUCCGCGGCCCGGCCCCGCCGCCCCGACCAUGAGGAGGGACGAGAGGGAGCCCCGGGCGGCGGGCUCCCCGCCGGACGGCCUGAGGAACGGCUACGUGAAGAGCUGCGCCAGCCCCCUGCGGCAGGAUCCCCCGCGCGGCUUCUUCUUCCACCUCUGCCGCUUCUGCAACGUGGAGCUGCUGCUGCCGCCGCCCCAGGACUCCCCGACCUCCCCGACCCUGCAGCGCCAGCAGUUGCAGCAGCAGUUGCAACAGCAGCAGCAGCAGUUGCAACAGCAGCAGCCGCCGCCGCCGCCGCCGCCGCCUUUGCAGUUGCAGCGGCGAGGCUCCCGCUUGUCCCGGGCGCGCCUGUGGCUGGGCGCCCCGGUGGCCUGGCUGGUCCUGUCCGUGCCGCUGCUGUGCUGGACGGAGGGCGGCGCGGGGGGGAGCGUGCUGGCCCGCCUCUCGCCCUGCCUCAGCCCCCUGUUGAGCAUCGCCUGUGCCUUCUUCUUCCUCACCUGCUUCGUCGGCCGGGACAAGGCGGGGGCCGGCAACGGCAACGGCAACGGCGGCUUCUGGUGGCUGCUGGCCCUGCCCGCCUGCUGUUACCUGGGGGAUGUCCUGGCGCUGCAGCCGGGCUGGUGGCUGCCCUGGGGGUCCGGCGACGAGCCCCCCUCCGCCCCCCAGCCGCAGAUGGCCGGGCCGGGCCGGCUGGUCCUGGCGCUGAGCUGCGUGAGCCUGCUGAGCCUGCUGCACCCCGCCCGGCUGCAGCCCGGCAUCCUGGCCGUCCUCUUCUCCAGCCUGGUGUGGUGGGUGUCCCGCCCCGGCCUGGGCUCGCUGCCCUCCGCCCUGCGGCCCCUGCUGUCCUGCCUGGUCGGAGGGGCCGGCUGCCUCCUGGCCCUGGGGGUCGACCGCCUGCUGCCCCGCAGGGGAGCCCCUCGCCCCCCGCCCCGGCUGCCCGGCGGCGGCGGCGGCGGCGGCGGCGGCGGCGGGGAAGACAAAGUGCCCGUCAUCCGACCCAGGAGAAGGUCCAGCUGCGUGUCCUUAGGAGAGACCUCCACCAGCUACUACGGCAGUUGCAAGAUGUUCAGGAGACCCUCGCUGCCCUGCAUUUCCCGAGAACAGAUGAUUCUUUGGGACUGGGACUUGAAGCAGUGGUAUAAACCCCAAUAUCAGAAUGCUGGCGGUGGAAAUGGAGUUGACCUUUCAGUGCUAAAUGAAGCUCGCAAUAUGGUGUCAGACCUCCUGCAUGAUCCAGCCCUCUCCCCCCAAGUGAUCUCUUCCCUUCGAAGCAUCAAUAGCUUGCUGGGUGCUUUCUCAGGCUCGUGCAGGCCAAAGGUUAAUCCAUUCACACCAUUUCCCGGCUUUUACCCCUGCCCCGAAACGGAGGACCCAACCGAAAAAGGAGAUCGAAAACUUCACAAGGGACUAAAUAGUAGAAGUAGUUUACCGACAUCACAGCUGAGGAGAAGUUCAGGAUCCUCAGUCCUACCACCACUUGAACAGACAUCUUCAAAAUGGGAUCGCAAUAAUGGCAAAAGAGCUCAUCAAGAACAUGGUAUUUCCAGCCCAGGGCCCCAUCUUAACGGGCCUUUCUGUUCAAACCUCCUGACAAUUCCAAAACAAAGGUCAUCCUCAGUGUCACUGACCCAUCACCUUGGUCCCCGACGAGCUGGUACUUCACCUAACUUGAGUCCUGUGAGCUCGCCUAGCCAUUGUCCAUUGUCCGGUGGUUCUCUAGUUAACCGGUCACCAGUAGAAUUUCCUGAUACUGCUGAUUUCCUGACUAAGCCAAGUGUUAAUUAUCAUAAAUCUCUGGGAUAUGCACUUAGUAGUGCAGAUUUUCAACUGCAGUUUAGAGCAUCUGGUAGCCAUCUGUGUAACAGCUGUGGACGUCAAAUACUCAAGUAUAUCCCAUCCCCUGAAACAGAAACUGGCGCAGAAUGCCAGGGCGGACAAUCAGGUGAAGAAGGAAACCCUAGUCUUUCAAAAGAAUCAGUCCAUCUUACCGGACUUACCGGCCCCCUGCAAGAAAAAGGAACAGAGACGAGAGACUGCAGAAAAUUUCCCCUCCAAAGUGACAGUCAACUAACGGAAGAAGCACAGAAUAAUCCGCAGCCAAAUACUGAACAGGAGUCAGAACUAAUGUUAAUGGAAGAUCAUGAAUCGUUAAUGGAGAAGAUGAGCAACUGGAACUUUCAAAUUUUUGAACUCAUGGAAAAAAUGGGAGGCAAAUCAGGAAGGAUCCUCAGCCAGGUAAUGUACACCCUAUUUCAAGACACUGGUUUGUUGGAAAUAUUCAAAAUUCCCACUCAACAAUUCAUGAAUUACUUUCGUGCAUUAGAAAAUGGCUACCGAGACAUUCCUUAUCACAAUCGAAUUCACGCUACAGAUGUCCUUCAUGCAGUUUGGUACCUGACCACUCGGCCGAUACCUGGAUUUCAGCAGACCCACAGCGAUCAUGUGACAGAAAGUGACACAGAUUCUGAUAGUGGAAUUACCCCUGGUCGGGUUGCUUAUAUUUCCUCAAAGAGUUGUCCUAUAUUGGAUGACAAUUAUGGCUGCCUAGCAUCAAACAUUCCUGCCUUGGAGUUGAUGGCCCUCUACGUAGCAGCUGCCAUGCAUGAUUAUGACCAUCCAGGGCGGACAAAUGCAUUUCUUGUGGCUACCAAUGCACCUCAGGCCGUUCUUUACAACGAUCGCUCCGUCCUGGAAAAUCACCAUGCUGCAUCAGCGUGGAAUCUCUUCCUCUCUCGCCCAGAAUACAACUUCUUAUCUAACUUGGAGCACGUGGAAUUCAAACGUUUUCGUUUCCUAGUCAUUGAAGCAAUCCUCGCGACAGACCUCAAAAAGCAUUUCGAUUUCCUGGCGGAAUUCAACGCUAAGGCGAAUGACGUCAAUAGUUCCGGUAUAGAAUGGAGUAAUGAGAACGACCGCCUCUUAGUCUGCCAGGUGUGCAUUAAAUUAGCCGAUAUCAACGGUCCAGCCAAAGUUCGAGAUCUGCAUCUGAAAUGGACCGAAGGCAUUGUCAACGAAUUUUACGAGCAGGGGGAUGAAGAAGCAAAUCUUGGUUUGCCCAUCAGUCCCUUCAUGGAUCGUUCUUCUCCUCAACUGGCAAAACUCCAGGAGUCUUUUAUUACUCACAUAGUGGGUCCCCUGUGCAAUUCUUAUGAUGCCGCUGGAUUGCUUCCUGGCCAGUGGGUGGAUGAAGAAGAUGAUGACACUGAAAGUGGUGAUGAUGAAGAGGAGGAGGAGGAGGAGGAGGAAGAAGAGGAGGGUGAAGAGUUGGAUACAGAAGAUGAAGAAAUGGAAGACAAUCUAAAUCCAAAGCUAAAAAGAAGAAAAGGUAGGCGGCGAAUAUUUUGCCAGCUAAUGCACCACCUGACGGAAAACCAUAAGUUCUGGAAGAAGGUGAUCGAGGAGGAAGAAAAGUGUAAAGCCGAUGGGAAUAAACUGCAGGUGGAGACUUCGUCCUUAUCUCAAGCCGACGAGAUUCAGGUGAUCGAGGAAGCGGAUGAAGAGGAGGAACGACUGUUUGAAGAGUAAAAGCACCGCGGAGGCUCCAGCGGAGCCCGUGCCAUUGCCGGGAACCCCGGACCCGGCUCUCACUGUGCAGACUCUAGACUGACACACGUCACGUAACGUCGAAAGGCCUUAAUACUGUGAGCGGAUUCUUGCAGCCCAGCAGUCUCCCACUCCUAUGCACUUUCACCACAUGGAAUAUAAAACUCGAUUUGAAGAUCGAAUAGCGUCUACCAAGGCGCGCAAUCCUUAAAUGCCUUCGUGGGUGUACGGAUCCUUAAUCCUAAUGCUGCCUUGCUUGAAUACAGAGCUCUUAUUUUCCAUGAGGUACCUACAACUUUAAAAAAAAAAAAGUGACUUCAGUUACCAAAGUGGCCAGAACUUUUUUUUUUCUUCUGUGGGCCUGUGUGUAGAAACGAAUGCAGAUCUUCGUGGCCCUGCUAGCCCUGGGGGUUGCCGCUCAGGGCAAGGGUCUUCCUUGCGGCUUGGCAGGGCGGUGGCCGUGCGGGGAGAAUUACGUUUUGGACUUUGAUGAUGAAAAGAAUCCAGGUGCAUCGAUUUGCGAUGCUUUUUACUGUUGUGUAGAUUCUGCUAUGUAUUUUAUUUUGCUGAAGAUAUUCAGGUUUGCAGUGUGCAUCCAAGUACUUUGUUUUCAAGCCACAUCAUCCCUUAUCGACUUGAUGUUCUGUGGUAGAAUUUCAAAACUGUUCAGUUCUAACAGUGAAGGGAUUUUAUUUUUUAGUUUAUACUGCUAGGUUUUGUUGUUUUUUUCACUAUGACUCAGGUUUCAUGUUUUUAAAACGUGUAGGAACUUUCCACACAGAUUUUACAUAAGCUAAAAUCGUGUCCCAAUGUUGAUUUGCAUCACUGAUAAAGAGAAUAUCAUUUCCACUUCGUUUAUAACUUCUGAGACAAAAGUACCCCAAAUUGAAGCCGUGAUCUUCCCUUAUUUCCUCACAUAUUCCAAUUUUGCAAAACAUAAACCACUCCUGCUGAAGGUAUGGAAUAGAAAUGCUAAAGGCUAUUUUUUUAAAAAGCAUGUAUACGUUGAAUAAAGAACAUGGUUUUGUGUCGAACUGAAACACAGUCAUCUCCAGACUAUUUCCUACGUGACAGUGCCAUGGAGAAUUGUGUAUAUUUUUAGUUUCCGUAAUAAACACACAUUUUAAUAUUUCCUGCCAUUCCCCCAUUUACAUUUGGGCUAGUGCACAUGAAGUGUAUAAAAUGACUACUGUUUUCUCCUAGUACCCAACAGCUGUGUAGUUUCAGUACCUCAGAGUAGUGGAAAGCCCUGUUUUUUUUAGACAAUCUGAAUAUUUCUCGGAACCAUUUCUCAUACAGAAAUUCUCACUUGAACGACUGCCCUUGUAAAAGAUCAUCGAUAAGAAAAAAACACGUACAACUCGGACGUAGAGUUGGCAAAGAGAUUACAAAUACGAAAUUUUCUUAUAUGGAAGGUGUACCGUGUUAGUUUCCAAACAGCGCAAUGUCUAAUGCGGCACAAGUGUUUAACUUCUGCACAGGAAAAUGCCAAUAUGACCUGAAAAUGACUCUCAGCUAAUAGGUGUUUCGUUAUUCUCGCAGACUGUAUCAGAAUGUAUCUGCUUAUAUAUGUGCAGAUUAGGUCAAGAAGCCAUCAUUUUCUCAAAGAUAGACUUGUAAUUGUGAUCGGACGGGGACUUGGGCUGACCCAAUCACAGACUGCAGUUGGGGAACGGGGACGGGGGUGGUUCUGAUCUGGGGGUUGGAGGAAGAGCCCGGAGCGUCUGGGGUCUGACCAUAGUCUUUCUGUGGCGGUCUGGAAAAUCACUAAAACAUUUCCUUGUUAUUUAUUCCACAGUCAGUGCCAAAAUCCCUUCUGCCAAUAUCAUUGCUUCUCCCACGUCAUUUGUAACGUCUAGGUAGUAUUCCCACCAAAUAUGCCUAUGAGUAAUAAAAUUUAGAACUUUGAAACUGA
Ornithorhynchus anatinus (platypus) is the source of this 5641-nucleotide messenger RNA. It is a transcript of the gene PDE3B, whose product is annotated as phosphodiesterase 3B. Gene Ontology annotation, biological process: signal transduction. Gene Ontology annotation, molecular function: protein kinase B binding; 3',5'-cyclic-AMP phosphodiesterase activity. Gene Ontology annotation, cellular component: membrane. The record is from RefSeq and is a predicted model, not a curated record. The coding region runs from base 214 to 3708 and encodes 1164 amino acids. Lineage: Eukaryota; Metazoa; Chordata; Mammalia; Monotremata; Ornithorhynchidae. The transcript is spliced from 16 exons.